Messenger RNA from Beta vulgaris subsp. vulgaris (sugar beet), 2109 nucleotides. Its product is annotated as protein NRT1/ PTR FAMILY 8.3. The record is from RefSeq and is a predicted model, not a curated record. Gene Ontology annotation, biological process: oligopeptide transport; transmembrane transport. Bases 87 to 1847 code for a protein of 586 amino acids. Gene Ontology annotation, molecular function: transmembrane transporter activity. The transcript is spliced from 5 exons. NCBI's taxonomy places the organism in Eukaryota, Viridiplantae, Streptophyta, Magnoliopsida, Caryophyllales, Amaranthaceae. Gene Ontology annotation, cellular component: plant-type vacuole membrane.
AUUAAUAGUUUGACCAGAAAAAAAAAGGUGACAACUUUGAUAAAUGAGAAGGAAGAACUUGCAGUUGUUGCAGGGGAAGAGAAACGAUGAGUAAUACAGGUGAUCAUCAAUUGCUUCUUGAAGAUGAACACUCUCUUCUUCAGAAAGAAAUCAGUGAACAAUAUGCUGGAGAUGGGUCUGUUGAUCUUCAAGGAAAUCCUGUUUUAAAGAGCAAAACUGGAAACUGGAGAACCUGCCCUUUUAUUCUUGGCACUGAAUGCUGUGAACGUCUUGCUUACUAUGGUAUUGCAAAAAAUCUUGUCAACUAUCUAACAAACAGACUGCAUGAAGGUAAUGUCACUGCAGCAAGCAAUGUAAACACCUGGGCAGGAACAUGUUACCUUACUCCUCUUUUAGGUGCUUUCUUGGCUGAUGCAUACUGGGGAAGAUAUAGGGCAAUUUCCGUGUUCUCUACUAUCUACCUCAUUGGGAUGUGUACAUUGGCCCUAUCUGCAUCAGUAUCUGCAUUAAAACCUUCUGAUUGUGUGGGUCCGAUUUGCCCUUCAGCAACUCCAGCACAGAAGGCAGUAUUUUUUGUGGGACUUUAUCUGAUUGCACUAGGAACAGGAGGAAUAAAACCGUGUGUUUCAUCUUUCGGUGCUGAUCAGUUUGAUGAUACUGACCCGGGUGAGAGGGUAAAGAAAGGAUCGUUUUUUAAUUGGUUUUAUUUCUUUAUCAACAUCGGUUCACUCAUUUCAAGUACUCUUGUUGUUUGGAUACAAGAAAAUAUUGGAUGGGGUGUAGGCUUUGGAAUUCCUGCAUUAUUCAUGGGAAUUGCUAUUGCAAGUUUUUUCUCUGGAACUCGUCUUUAUAGGUUUCAAAGACCUGCCGGGAGCCCAUUAACGAGGAUGUGCCAAGUAGUAGUUGCAUCAGUCCAGAAGCAUAAGUUGGAGCUCCCACAAGAUAGUACUCUCUUGUAUGAAACUCCGGAUAAGCUUUCAACGAUUGGAGGAAGUCGAAAGCUGGAGCACACUGAAGACAUGAAGUUCCUGGAUAAAGCUGCUGUGUUGUCAGAUUCUGAUGUACAAAGUGGGAACUUUAACAAUCAUUGGAGAUUGUGUAGUGUAACACAAGUGGAAGAAUUGAAGCUCUUGAUUCGCAUGUUCCCUAUAUGGUCAACAGGAAUUGUGUUUUCUGCCGUCUAUUGCCAGAUGGCAACUCUUUUUAUUGAACAGGGAAUGGUCAUGGACAGAAAAGUUGGAACCUUCACCAUCCCAGCAGCAUCCCUUUCCGCUUUCGAUGUCAUCAGCGUUAUCUUUUGGGUUCCGAUCUAUGACAAAGUUCUUGUUCCUGUAGUCAGAAAGUUCACUGGCAAGGAAAGAGGGAUCUCAGUUCUACAGAGGAUGGGUAUCGGUCUUUUCAUCUCUAUCCUUGCCAUGAUAUCUGCUGCCUUGGUGGAGAUCAGGCGUCUGCAAAUUGCAGAAGAGCUGGAUUUGAUCAAUGAACAUGUUCCAGUCCCACUUAGCAUCUUCUGGCAAAUUCCCCAGUUUUUCUUGGUGGGGUCUGCAGAGGUAUUCACGUUCAUUGGACAACUCGAGUUCUUCUAUGACCAAUCACCUGAUGCGAUGCGUAGUUUGUGUAGCGCGCUCUCUCUUCUAACUAUUUCAUUGGGGAAUUACUUGAGCUCUCUGAUUCUAAUGAUUAUGACAGCCAUUACAACUGCUGGUGGGAAGCCCGGAUGGAUACCUGAUAACUUAAACCAGGGUCGUCUUUAUAAUUUUUUCUGGCUCUUGGCUGGUCUCAGCUUCUUGAAUCUGCUGGUUUAUAUAUUCUGUGCCAUGAAGUUUAAACAGAAGAAUGCUUCAUAGCAAUCCUGCUGAAAGGUAUUGUCAACUAUGAUAUUCUUUCAGGUGAUGCUACUGUUACUUUGAAUAUGAUUCCAGAUGAUGCUAAAUUAUCUGUAAUAUAUCUAGGUAGAAUCAUGUAAUUAUCUUUCCUUCAUUCUAUCUUUGUAACAUAUCCAAUGAUAAUUCAACCCUUUUUCCUUGUCUAGGGUGUGCAAGUUGUUAUGUUGUUGCUUCCCUUCUUGUUAAAUCAACCCCGGUUGUAUUAAGUGAAAGUUUUGGGGCA